CCUGGCUUGCCGUAUUGCGAAAAGGGGUGGGACAAGAAAAAGGUCACGGAAGUGGUGCAUGCUGGGAGAACACGUGGAUAUUGGUUCGAUCUCACUGGAGAAGUUGUUUUGAUAUUGCUCCGACGACUUAGCCAUCAUGGCUUCCAAAAAGGACCAAAGCGCCGAUGUCCGCUUCCAAAAAGUGAAAAAGGACCCCCGCUUCUGGGAAAUGCCAGAGAAAGAGCACAAAAUCAAGAUUGACAAGCGCUUCCAGUCCAUGUUCCACGACGAUCGCUUCAAGCUCAAGUACACGGUCGACAAGCGCGGCCGACCCGUCAACCACACCUCCUCUGAGGACCUGAAACGUUUCUACAAUCUCUCUGACUCUGAGGGGGAAAGGGAGGAUGGAAAGGAUAAAGAGGAGGAGGAGAAGAAGAAAAAGAAGACCCAAGCGAAGUUGGGCUCUGUGGAGGGAGAGGAUAAGGUAGUGGAUGAGCCUAAAAAGCCUCUGAAGAAAGGAAAAGCUUCACAGUCCAUAAAGAGUGGACCUAAAGGAGACCAGCCUAUCAAAGGAGUCAGACUGUGUGAGGAGGGUGAGGAAGAUGACAAGGUGCCUCACGUUGAGGGGGACGAUGUGGACCAGGCGGCCAGCAUCUCAGACGGCAGUGAGGAUGAGGAAGACGAUGACGAGGAUGAAGCAGAUGUGGAGAGUGACGUGGAGAGCGGCUCCGAGGACGAGUCCGGUUCAGAGUCAGAUGAGGACAGUAACAGCAGCGGGCCUGAUCUGGCCAGGGGGAAAGGCAAUGUGGAGACCAGCUCGGAUGAGGACGACGAUGACGAUGAUGAUGUGGAAGCCAUCUUGAAACGUGAGGAGGAGGAGAUCCAGCACGACUGGGGCGAGCUGUGCAAGGACGCGCCGCGGAGUGAGGAGGUAACACAAAGGCUGGCCGUGUGUAACAUGGAUUGGGACCGGAUGAAAGCCAAGGACCUGCUGGCUCUGUUUAACUCCUUCAAGCCUAAAGGAGGGGUUGUGCUCUCUGUGAAGAUCUACCCCUCAGAGUUUGGGAAGGAGCGGGUUCAGCAGGAACAGACCCAGGGUCCCCUGGAGCUGAUGGCCCUGUCGGAGGAUCCGGACAAAGACACAGAGGAGGAGAUGAUUUACAGAGAGAAGAUGCGGGACUACCAAUUCAAGCGGCUAAAGUACUACUAUGCGGUGGUGGAGUGCGACUCGCUUGACACAGCUGCUAAAAUCUACCAGGAGUGUGACGGCUUUGAGUACGAGAGCAGCUGCUCCAUCCUGGACCUGCGGUUUAUCCCUGAUGAUGUGACGUUUGACGAGGAGCCAAAGGACUUAGCCGCAGACGUGGACCUGUCUGCCUACACCCCCAAGCUCUUCACCUCCACAGCAGCAGCCACGUCAAAGGUGGAGUUGACCUGGGACGAGACAGACCAUGAGCGUGUCACUGCCAUGAACAGGAAGUUCAACAAGGACGAGCUGCUACAGAUGGAUUUCAACGCCUACCUGGCCUCCUCCAGCGAUGAUGAGGAUGGAGUGGAGAUGGAGAAGGAAGAGGAGCUUCCAGAGGUUAAACAGCCAGAAGAGGCCAGCAAGGAGGUGGAGAAGAAGGUCAGGAAAGGGAAGCAGAGCAGCGGUAAGCAGAUAGAGAAAUACAGAGAGAUGCUGAAGAGCAUCCAGGAGAAAGACCAGAAGAAGGAGGACAAGGGCAUGGAGAUGGAGAUCACAUGGGUGCCAGGACUGAAGGAGACAACUGAACAGUUGGUGAAGGAGAAGCUAGAAGGAAAGGACAAGCUGACACCCUGGGAAGAGUUCAUUGAGAAGAAGAAGGACAAGAAAAAGCAGAAAAAGACCAAAGGAAAGCAGGAAUCUGAUGAUUCGGACCUCAGUGGCGAUGAGCUUCCUGCAGACGUGGACUUUGAUGACCCGUUCUUUGCUGAAGAGCUUGGUUCUAUGGAUCUGAAAAAGAAAGCAAAGAGCAAGAAAAACAAAAAGGUGGAGGAGAGGACAGCUGAAGAGGAGGAGGAGUUGGAGAAACAAAAGGCUGAGAUGGCCCUGCUCAUGGAUGACGACGACAAGCACAAACACUUCAACUACGACAAGAUCGUAGAGGAGCAGAACCUGAGCAAAAAGAAGAGGAAGAAGCUUCUGAAGAAGGACAACACCAGCCUGGAGGAGGACGACUUCCAGGUGGAUGUGAAGGACCCUCGUUUCCAGGCCAUGUUCACCUCCCACCUCUACAACCUGGACCCGUCCGACCCGGGCUACAAGAAGACCAAGGCCACCCAGAGCAUCCAGGUCGAGAAGCAGCGGCGAAGGGAGGAGCGCCAGCGCGACCAGGACGAGGCACUCAAGAGCUCACAGGCCCCGCCCGCACAGGAAGUGGGAGCAAAGAAACAGGAAACCGAUGCCAGUGGCCAGGCGGUGGCUGAACCCACCAAGAAAAUGGACCCCGGACUGUCCAUGCUCAUCAAGUCUAUUAAGAACAAAACGGAGCAGUUUCAAGCACGAAAGAAACAGAAGACCAUAUAGAUAUUUUUAACUGGACUAUUGAGGACUACGUUUCUAGGUGAAAAGCCAUGGACUGCUCUUAACCAGCAGCUAUGUGCAGCGGCCUUACGCUACACUAUCUCUUUGUGAUGAAGAUACUGUUGGUGUGUGUGAGGCCUGAGACAAAAGCCUUGCCCACUUUUAUUGUGAACUAUCACUCUACAAAAGAGGCCUAAUCAGGAACACAAAGUUGAAGAUAGAAUAGUUUGUGUAUUUGAAUGUGAAAAUAUGCUAAUUAACAUUGAGACACUUGUAUAAACCAUGUUCUGAGGGACUGCCAACAGUAAAUGGUGGUUUGAUACAUCUCUGAAUAGUAUUUUUUUUACUCUUGAUUUACAUUAUACAAACCUGCUCUAUAGCCCCAGUCUGAGCCCUUUAAAAUACUUAUUUUAUGUAAAAAGACACUUCACACAAUUUUAGAGAACUGGUUAAUUGUAUUUUCUAUAUGCAACAACAGUACAUUCAUUGGUCCAUUGAUACCGUCAACCUCACAGCAUGGCAACAUUCUCAUUGGAACCUCAUUCUUCAACAAUUCAUACUGAUUCAUUCAUUUUUUUUAAAAGCCCUAAAUGAAUGUACCGGUAAGCGAGAUACAAAAAGGCUGUCCCGUUUGAAAAGAGGACCAAUAGUAGUGCAAAAAAAAGUUAGCUAUAUACUGAGAUGGCAACAUACUCAUGUAUCUUAAACCUCAGCACAGGUUUACAUUGCGUUUUUGUCUUGUUCUCAGUUUUAUUCAUCUCACAGAAAACCCAAGGGGAUACUUGGAUUGAGGUAACAAUAUUAACAAUACAAAAUCUUUAGAAAUUGCACCAUCAAAAUGUUUAACAAUUUAUCAAGUUACAAAGUACAAAAAUAUUUGAUUAUACAUUAAGUAUCCUCUAUAUCAAUGUCGAGUUUCUUGCACAGGUUGAAAUAUUUUGUUUUCAAGUUGUAGUGUUU
Molecule: messenger RNA, 3484 nt
Organism: Oncorhynchus mykiss (rainbow trout)
Lineage: Eukaryota; Metazoa; Chordata; Actinopteri; Salmoniformes; Salmonidae
Product: ESF1 homolog
Biological process (GO): rRNA processing
Cellular component (GO): nucleus
Molecular function (GO): RNA binding
Source: RefSeq, a predicted model, not a curated record